AUGUCUUUGGAUUUUAAUGAAAUGGUGUUCAGAACAGUGUUCGCCAUCGGCAUCGGUGGAAGUAAUCAUGAACUGAACAAAACCGAGCUUGAGGUUAUUGCCUCCGACAAGCGGAACGUGCACAUCGUUCAAGAUUUCGACGCCCUCAAUUCCAUAUAUGACAAACUGAAGAAUAAUGUCUGCACAGGUUGCAACGGUACCGAAAUCGCCGAUAUCGUGUUCAUUCUUGACGCCUCGGAGAGUGUCAAACCGGACAACUUCAACAAGACGCUCCAGUUCGUUAACGAGAUGAUUGAUGCCUUUUUCAUAGGCCCCACCAAUAUGCAAAUAGCCGUGUUGACGUUCUCCACAAAUGUCAACAACAUUUUUCAUCUGAAUAAUAACACAAACAAGAUCGCGAUGAAGGAUGCGGUCAACAAUUCCACUUACACAAAUGGUUAUACAUACACAAACGAGGCUAUCAAGUUCGCGAGAGAGUUCUCGUUUAAGCCAGCCAAUGGGAGUCGACCUAACGCAGCUAAGAUCGCCAUCAUCGUCACAGAUGAGAAAUUUUAUGUUCUGUCAACAGGUAACUCAACCAACCAGGCCGACACUAUUUCCGAGGCCGAAAAGCUACAAAACACAAAUGUUAUUGUGUUUGCCAUCGGUGUUGGGAAUAAGAUACAUCAGACGGAGCUGGAAGCGAUUGCAAGCAAGCCUUACAAUACAUUCAUGUUCAGAGUAGACGACUACAGCAAUCUGACCACGAUAAUAAGAACGCUAGCCACGAAGAUAUGUAAAGAAACAGAAAAGACCAACAACGGUACGGUUGCACCUACAGCGGUGAAGUCUUCCUUAUCCUCGAACUGUGCAUUUGAAGAAGAAGAACGCUUUUGUGAUUGGUCACGAAGAGAAACGGAUUUGAUCAACUGGGUCCGACAUCAAGGACCAACCGACAUUGCAGGAAAAACUGGGCCUGGCACCGACGUAAGAAGAAGCAGUAGUGGAAAUUUCAUCUUUGUGGACGCCUCUAACAACACUGGGAGAACGGCUAAAUUGCGGUCAGCAAAUUUCCCUCUCGACAACUACUGCGUAUCUUUCAACUACCAUAUGUAUGGCAAAGCUGACAGUGGAGGUGAUGGACCUGGCGAUCACACUGGCACACUACGCCUGAAACUCAGCGUUGAAGGAACCAGACAAGAAAUCUGGACGAGAACUGGCAACCAAGGCAACAAAUGGCAAUACAUGGCAUGUAGCAUACGAACGACGAAGGGUAUUAACGGAACGCUGUUUUUUGAAUUAGAUGCAGCUGUUGGAAAAAGUUACCUUAGCGACAUGGCCGUUGAUAACGUCAGUAUACAGCCGGGCGCAUGCGCAGAGGAGAACUGCUACAGACAGGGGAAGAAAACAUUGUAUAAAAGGUUUGUUGACUAUAUUGGUUGUUUUUUGUUUAAUAGUGUUUUGUGUUAAUUUUAGAAAAUAUAAAGGAAAUUCAAAUUAUAUCUUUGAUUUUGUUGAACAUUGUUUUGUUUCAGUUAUUUCGUUUCUUAUUUAAAUGAAAUGUUUCAGACAUGCAGCAUUUAAUAAAAUACAAUUAUUUGUCUGAUUUUGAAUUAACACUUCUUUAUUUUUAAGGUAUUUAUAUUGUUUCAUGUUUUAAAAUAGCAGUAGUAAAAGUUAUAAUAUUAAGUUAUAAUAUAGUUAUAGUAAUAUUAAGAGUUCUAACACAAACAUGUUUUGUUUUCCUUUCUUUGCAAGAUGUUGGACAUGUGUCACUUCAUUUAUCGGUAAAUGUAUUGUUUAUUAGUUAAGUUCUUCCAUCCUUACAUGUAAUGUGCUGUUGUUUAUUUGUUUGUGUCUUUGUUGUUUCUAAUUCGCUGUUUGCUGUGUUAUCAAAUGUAUUUUAUUGUGAAGUAUUACUGUUACCUUUUAUACUUUAUUACAUAACAGCAUUGCUUCGUUGUACAAGUUGUUCAUGUUAUUUCCAUUUGGCUUGGUUCGAUACUUCAUUAUUUCUUUAUUUUCAAGUUUUAUUGUUGCGUUUUCGCUGACCUAUAUAUACA
Messenger RNA from Dreissena polymorpha, 2042 nucleotides. Its product is annotated as collagen alpha-4(VI) chain-like. The transcript is spliced from 10 exons. The record is from RefSeq and is a predicted model, not a curated record. Lineage: Eukaryota; Metazoa; Mollusca; Bivalvia; Myida; Dreissenidae. Gene Ontology annotation, cellular component: membrane. Bases 1 to 1449 code for a protein of 482 amino acids.